AUGGCUGAUGAAUGUUAUUCACAACCAUUAGAUAUUGAAUCUUCAACUGUUCUCAUUACUGGUGGUUCAGGUGGUAUUGGUUUUGGCCUUGCACGAUGUUUUGUUCAAGCAGGUGCUACUGUUAUAAUAACAGGCCGUCGUGAAGAACAAUUAAAAGAAGCUGUUGAUGAAUUAAAUCGUAUUGGAAAGAAAAAAGUCAUCUCUCAUAUUAAUGAUGUUGAAAAAUCCCAUGAAAGACAAGCUUUAUAUGAAUGGAUAAUCUGUGAAUAUCCUCAAACAAAUAUUCUUAUUAAUAAUGCAGGUAUUCAACAACGUUCUCCAUUUAUUCCAAAUGAAAUAGCAUCAGAAAAUAUUUCCUGGGAAGAACGAGAAAAAGAAAUUCAAAUAAAUAUAUCUGCACCAAUGCAUUUAUCUCAUUUAUUUAUAAAUCAUUUUCGAAAAAUGAAAACAACAACAGCUAUUAUGAAUGUAUCAUCAGGUUUAGCUUUUAUGCCAUUAGCAUCAGUACCAAUUUAUUCAGCAACAAAAGCUGCUAUACAUUCAUUUACAAUGAGUUUACGUUAUCAAUUAAUGAACGAAAUAAAGAAUAUUCAAGUUUAUGAAAUCAUACCACCAGCUGUACAAACAAAUCUUGGUGGUAGUCAUGCAUUUGGUGAACCACUUAUGGAAUAUUGUCAAGCAACAUUUGAAUGUUUAAAAAAAGGUCGACAAGAAAUUGGUUAUAAAUUUUCAGAUGAAACAAGAAAAAUGACUUCACGUGAAAAUGCCGACAAAUAUUUUAUCAAGUUUAACGAUAAUAUGCACAAAACAAUUCAAAGUCAAAAACAUUAA
Rotaria sordida is the source of this 831-nucleotide messenger RNA. The record is from the annotation of a GenBank genome assembly. NCBI's taxonomy places the organism in Eukaryota, Metazoa, Rotifera, Eurotatoria, Philodinida, Philodinidae.